AUGGAAGUUAUUGAUCCGAAUAACGUUAAAAUUUAUAAUUUAAGUGCUGGAAAGUCUCUUCCGGAAUGGUUGAGCGAUCGGAAAAAGAGAGCACUUCAAAAAAAAGACAUUGAUAUUCGUCGUAGAAUAGAAUUAAUUCAAGAUUUUAAUAUGCCUGGUGUUAGCACUAAUAUUAAUAUUUCACCCGAUGGACAAUACAUUUUGGCAACAGGAAUUUACAAACCAAGGGUUAAAUGUUUUGAUGUUCACCAUCUUUCUAUGAAAUUUGAGAGAUGUUUGGAUUCAGAGGUAGUAGCUUUUCAAAUACUUUCAGAGGAUUACAGUAAGUUAGUCUUUCUUCAGUGUGAUAGAUACAUAGAAUUUCAUGCAGCUGGCGGUUAUUAUUAUAAACUUAGGAUUCCAAAAUUUGGUAGGGAUUUAAAAUAUCAUUCGCCGACAAGCGAAUUAUUUAUAGUGGGUGCCAGUUCAGAUAUUUAUAGGUUAAAUUUAGAAAGAGGACAGUUUUUAAUGUCAUAUGAAACAAACUCAUCAGAAAUAAAUAAAUGUGCAGUGAGUCCUGUUUAUAAUUUAUUAAUGUGUGGUACGAGAGAGGGUAAAGUUGAAGCUUGGGAUCCUCGUGAGAGAAAUCGAGUAGGAGAAUUGGACUGCGCUUUACAUUGCACAUCGGACACUCCUCUCGAAGGAUUUCCAUCUGUGACGGCUUUAAAUUUUCAAAAUGGUUUAACUAUGGGUGUGGGAACUGCGACUGGACAAAUCCUUCUGUAUGACAUUCGUGCCAAUAAGCCAUUUUUCAUAAAAGAUCAUUUGUAUGGAUUACCAAUUAAAAACAUUGAAUUUGAAAACAAUCAUGAUUUUGUUAUGUCAAUGGACAGUUCUGUAUUGAAAAUAUGGGAAAAAAAUUCUGGUAAAAUGUUUACAUCGAUCGAAGGUAAAUCUGAUUUUAACGAUUUGUGUUUUGUUAAAAAUACAGGGAUGCUAUUUAUAGCGAAUGAAAACACUAAAAUAUUAACUUAUUAUAUUCCAAGUUUGGGUCCAGCACCGAGAUGGUGUGGAUUUUUAGAUUCGUUAACAGAGGAAUUAGAAGAAAGUAAAAUAAAUACAAUUUAUGAUGAUUAUAAAUUUGUUACUAAAGCAGAAUUGGCAGAUUUAGGUUUGUCACAUUUGUUAGGUACAACAUUACUGAGAGCUUACAUGCACGGGUAUUUCAUAGACAUUAGAUUGUAUAAGAAAGCAAAAGCCAUAUCCGAUCCUUUCGCUUUCGAAAAAUAUAGGAAAAAGAAAAUUCGAGAAUUGAUCGAAUCCGAGAGGCAAAAUCGUGUCAAAGCCAUAAAACUCCCGAGCGUGAAUAAAGACCUCGCAUUGAAAUUAAUGAGCGAUGGUCGAAAACAAUCCAACUUGCUCGAAGACGAAAGAUUUUCAAAUCUUUUCAAGAAACCCGAAUUCGAAAUAGAUCAGAACGCGGAAGAAUACCGCCUGGCGUAUCCGCACCUGUCGCGAAUGGACAAUAAGAAAAAGAAAAAGGAAAGGGAAAAAUUACUCCAGGAUAAAUUCCAAGAAAUAAGCGGAGGAGGAAACGAUGAAGAAUUGGAGGGACGUAACAGUUCGGAUGAGGAAAGUUCGUCUGAUGACGAAGCGGAAAUCAAAAACGAAUUGAGGAAACAGUACGCCAUAAUAAGGCGGGAAAGGAGGGAGAAAGAGUUGGAAGAAGAGAAAAUGUCGGAACCGAAAUUUUACGAAUUGAAAGAGGGAGAGGAUUACAAGGGAAUCAGACAUUUGAAAAACAAAAUAAAUAAAUCUUCGCUCGGAGACAGAGUGGAGAAAGAAGAGAGGAAUAGGAUUUUGUUCACGGGACGUGGGAACAGAGAAAUGAAAUUUCAUUUUAAAAAAAAUCAAAAGGAUUCGAAAUACGAAGAGAAAAUAAAAAGGCAUCAGGAGGAAAGGAGAAUGCUUCACAGGUCGGCCAUGGGAUUGCUCAAAAAGGAAAAACCGAGAAUGUGGAAAGGUAAACGUGUCGUUUAA
Molecule: messenger RNA, 2019 nt
Organism: Pediculus humanus corporis (human body louse)
Lineage: Eukaryota; Metazoa; Arthropoda; Insecta; Psocodea; Pediculidae
Product: Nucleolar protein, putative
Exons: 2
Coding region: 1-2019 (672 amino acids)
Biological process (GO): maturation of SSU-rRNA from tricistronic rRNA transcript (SSU-rRNA, 5.8S rRNA, LSU-rRNA)
Cellular component (GO): small-subunit processome; nucleus; 90S preribosome
Molecular function (GO): protein binding
Source: RefSeq, a predicted model, not a curated record